Messenger RNA from Portunus trituberculatus (swimming crab), 4950 nucleotides. RefSeq names its product dachshund homolog 1-like. The record is from RefSeq and is a predicted model, not a curated record. Bases 956 to 2914 code for a protein of 652 amino acids. Lineage: Eukaryota; Metazoa; Arthropoda; Malacostraca; Decapoda; Portunidae. The transcript is spliced from 8 exons.
CGCACGCCGCCACGCAUGCCCACCACACCGCCGGCUCAUCAUUCAACUCACUUUUCCAUCGUAGUUUCCUCGCCGCGUCUUCUCCUCUACGGGUGACUCCCCAGCAGCUAGCGGCGGGUCCUGAGCGUCGCUACUGCCGCGGCCAACACCCGCGCCGCCUCCACCUCGGCCCUAACUCUGCCUCCACUGGCCGCCCUCCGCCCCCUCGUUGUGGAGGCGCCCUGUCCCGCCGUGUCCUCGCACCACUCUCCCCACUAUCGCGCUGGAAAACUGGAACACCCCCAUAAUAAGAGCACUUUGUGAGCGUGUUGUUGAGGCUGAUGCAGAUAGAUGUCAAGAUUAUGAAAAUGUGUUACUUAGGCCGUGAGUUGUGUCUUAUGUAACUGUGGGCCUCACUCCGCCCCGCCGCAGGAAGUCAGGCAAAAAGUGGAAACCUAUGGAAUUUCUGGCAGCGAAAGUGAUGCGGCAGGUGAGCGGCGGCGCGGUGUGUGAGGAGGAUAACACUUUAAUCAUGGAGCGUCAGCCAGCAGGAGCAGCCGUCAUGCCCUUACGACUGACCUAGAUAGGGUGGCGGCGGGGCGGCAGCCGCUGCCCGCAUCAGAGUGAGGAGCAGCGGCCGCCUCAUGUCCCUCCUCCCUUUCCCCGCCGCCUGCUGCCCGCUGACUGAAGGAAAUCGCUCCUCCCCUCGGUGCGCGCAGCCUGGCUCCUCCCCCUCCGCGGAGUCUCGACCAAUCGCCUCCAAAGCCACGCCACUCUAGCACCCCAACAACCAAUCAUAAUGGCACUCGCAACGCAAAUAAUUGAGUGAGCCAGCUAUCAGUUGAUUGUUUGAUUUUUGUAACUAUUCGAUUUGAAAUCCGAUCCAAUAGCAGUUGUAGAGUUGUAGUUUGUAUCUGAGGGAGAGUGUGUGUGUCUUGGUGGUGGCGCGCGGACGUGUAUACGACUCACACUCACUAUGAGCACGGAGGCCCUCAUGGAGCCCGACGCUACCCUACGACCUCCGGCUUCGUCGCCGUCACACCAAAGUCCCUCUCCUCCGUCGUCGACUUCGCUGGCGUCGCACCUCCUGGCGCAAGUUCAAAGUCUUACGUCGCUUCCUUCUUCAGUGCCCAUACCCACGUCCUCACCCCCGGGGCUCGGAGUAUACCGCCAUGGCAUGCUUGGUGGAGGAAUACCGCCACAUUUCCAGCUCGCUGCCGAGCCUCCCAUGUCCUCCCUUCUGGCCGGACUCAAAGACUUGCCGCGUCAGUACCACUCCCCGCCGCCCGUACCUUCGUCAGAGACCCACGAGUGCAAAAUUGUUGACUAUCGGGGAGCCAAAGUGGCCGCUUUUAUCAUUAAUGGCGAUGCAAUGUUGUGCCUACCACAAGCCUUCGAGUUGUUCUUGAAACACCUGGUGGGCGGCCUCCACACAGUCUACACCAAACUCAAGCGGCUCUCAAUCGAACCCCUCGUAUGCAAUGUUGACCAGGUCCGCAUCCUGCGUGGCCUGGGCGCCAUCCAGCCCGGCGUCAACAGGUGCAAACUGCUCUCCGUCAAGCACUUCGACAUCUUGUUCAAGGACUGCACCACCGCCAGCUCCAGGCCCGGCCGACCCCCUAAGCGAGCCUCAGACUUCAUGACGAUGUCGCCCUCCGCGCAGGACCCUCUCUACGACCUCAAGAAGCGACACAUGGAGAACAGCCCCUUCCCUAACGGUAGCAUGCCUGGUGACCUGCGUCAGGACAAGUCACCGCUGCUGGCCAACGGCUACCACGCGCCGCCACAUUUCAAUCCCCUGCAAUAUAUGGCUCACCACAUGGCCGGCCUGGGUUACCCUCCGCUGCUGCCUGGUGGUCUGCCCGGCGGCCUCCCUGGCGGUCUACCCGGUGGCCUUCCCGGAGGACAUCACGUCGGCCCGCACCCCAUCUCCCCCAACGAAGCCUCCCCCCUCAAGCACCCACACAUCACCCCGAGACCUUGGCUAAGUAGGAUGCAUGAGGAGCGGGUUGAGCGUGAACGACAGACAGCCCUCGACCAGCGGCGGGGCCUGACCCCCACCAGCAUGGCCGGUCCCCACCCCAUGCUACCCACCUCCACCCACGAGGACAUCCACCCGCCCACCUCCCCCGUCCUUAAUCUAUCCAAGGGCGCUGCCUCUGAGGGGACUCAGGAGGAGCGCGAGGAGGAGCGGGAACACGAUCUGGUCAGCCACGACUCCGGCCGCGACUUGCACGACGAGGAUAGACGUCACACGCAGGGCGACGACGACCGAUUCUCAGACAUGGACGAAGAUGAGGAGAAGGAUGAAGCCGCCAUGGAUGUUGUUGACUCGUGGACGAGAAAUUCCGGUAACCUUGGCCAGACGCAACUCAACAUAACUCCCGCGCCUCCAGGGUCCCUAGCAGGUCUGGGAGGCAACGCCCCGCUGUCCUCUACGGAGGUACUACUCAGGAACAUCCUCGGCCUCCUGCGGGUGGCCGAGGAGAACGCCCGGCACCAUGAGAGGCAGACGCAGUGCGAGAAAGCCGAACUGAAGAUGGAGGUGCUACGGGAGCGUGAGCUGCGGGAGACUCUGGAGAAGCAGCUGCAGGAGGAACAGAAAAACAGAAUACUGAUGCAGAAGCGGUGCGCCAAACUGAAGAAGCUGCGGCGGCGCCUUCAGGAGCGGCUGGACGUGGAGGUGAAGCGAAGGAGCCGCUACGAGGACCACAUCCGCUCCAACUCCCCCGACGCCCUUGGUGACAUUAACGGUGAGCACACCAUCAGGAAGGAGAUGGAGGCGAUCGCCGCAGAGAUUCAGAAUGACGAAAUGAAGAAAGCACAGAAGCAGAAUGACGAGCGAGAGGCCGUGGACCGCCUGCUGGCCUCUCCUGCCAUUGCUAACCACCCCGCCAUCACCGCUGCCACCGCGGCCAACGUGGCGUGGCGAUAAGGGAUUUCUCAGGACGCCAGGAUGGGACUGGUGUUCAGGACAGGAUGCUCCUUCCCUGCAGGACCAUAAGUGAGCAUGACGAUGGGACGCCAAGUGAAGUGUGUCCGCCAGGAAAGCAGUUUUGCCUGUUUCAGUGUAGCUCCCAUUAGCAGUGUGUUCCAAGUACUGUUUCCUGAAGCUGUUGAACAUUAAGAUAAGUUAUUGGCGAUGAUUGACCCACGUAGUGUGUUAGUGUUCAGAAGCGCAACAGCUGAUGUCAGUACUACAGAGAGAAGCGUCUAAUCGGAGACUGACAAAGAAAGAUGCAUUCGUUGAGCAGAACUGAAGGUGUGCAACACGGACCGAGGCGCUGGCGGCCACGUGUCUUCAGCGGCGGCAGAGGAAGACUGCCCCGCCCCAAGGACCGACCCCCGCCAGUCCUCGGGGACAUGUGGCUCGCUUCGCUGCGUCACAAGUCAUCCAGCACUUCUUCUCCGGCAUUUGAUACUUAACUAUGUAUAUAGGUUACACUGUAGCGAUGUAGGAGAAAUUUAUCAUAAUUGUAUCCAUAAGAUAAGCAUAUGAGCGUCACGAGAGUGAUCCAUGGGUGCCAAGAAGUCUCGGCUGCUUCCUGGGUGACCGGUAGGGAUUUGGAUGCUGACACCACCACCGCUCCCACGGCUGAACCGAGGCCCCCGGUGGUGCGGGGCCGCGGGGUAUGUGGCGGGGCACUCCCCCUCUCGUCCUGCUAACUCUCGUCACCUGCGGCUCUGGGAACAAUUACAUUAUUCGUCCUUAAUAAAAAAAAAAGAAAUGUUCUUGUCAAGCGGAGAAGCAAGCAAGACGUGGAGGGCGGCGUCGGGGCGGCCGAGCAGCUAGGGUGACGGCGGUGUGACUCACGGCGGUCUCAUGUGGCGGCCGCGCCCCGCCCUCGCCUAGCGCCAGUCGUCUCCCCGCCAGCGCCGCAGUCUUCACAACAUAAACACAAGUUUUAUAUUAUUUAAAAUGUAUUUAUUGUAUAAUCAUUAAGUAGUUCUCGGGUGUAGGCCUGUGGUGAGCCAGGGCCGUGUCGGUGUACUAGAUGUAAUACAGUGUCGGUGGCUAACGCAGCACUCCUUGUACGUCAGUAAUAGGCCCUUGUGGAGGGACACGCGGAGAGUCCUGGUCAGACUCUCCGAUUCUCUUUUGGUACCUGUCAAGUGGUGGAUGUCAGCCCGUCAAGCAAGCACCCCCAGCGCGGCGCGGCGCGAUGCGGCAGCCUGCUGCCCUGCGCCCUCCGAGACUCCCACGCUGCGUCCCGUCACGUGCCGUCUCACAUAUCACCGGAGUCACUAGCGCCGGGCGUGACGCCAGGUGGCCGGCGGGAGGGAGGCCGGAUCGCCCUCAGCACAAAAUUGUUUCCAGCAAUAUCCACAACUCAGUCUGUCGACCUGCCAUGCUGAGCCAUAGUGGGUCCCACGGGCUGCCCUAGAACAUACCUACCAUACUUUCUAGGUCUUUGUAAGAUUUGUACAUACGAGAGUAUCGUUAAGGGCAUUAAUCCAGUGUUAGACCUUAGGUUCAGUAGUCAUUAUCGUAGCCGUAAGUAAAGUGCUUGGACACCUGGCAUGACUUAUUUCCUAGUGCCAACGACGACAUGCUUGGAUAGUAUACCUCUGAUAGUUCGUAUGUGUAGGAGUAGUGAGUGUGGGGCAGGUGUCGGGUGUGGGGCGGGGCGCCGCCUCCCCGCCGGUCAGGGCUGGCUGGUUCCGCUCGCCGCCACGCCAGCCUUCCGUCAGGUCCAAACAAACAUUACAGCAGCUCACCCGCGGCACACUUUGAAUUGCCAUAGAUCUUGAAUAAUUACCGAAUGAGUAGGCCGAAGGUUGCCGGCAGUGUGAGCCUCUCCCCUCCCCCUUUACGCUCACCUUCCAACCCCCGACCAACCUCCCCGACACUGCAUCUGGUAUCUAUGCCUUGUACUGUAUGUAACAGGAGUAACAUUGUUGUAUCGUACGAUGAAAUUGAGUGUUUCUCUAAUUUUUAUGUUGUUUCACUAAAUAAAGCAAUAAUUUGCA